This is a messenger RNA of Fusarium keratoplasticum, 921 nucleotides long. RefSeq names its product NmrA domain-containing protein. The record is from RefSeq and is a predicted model, not a curated record. The transcript has a single exon. NCBI's taxonomy places the organism in Eukaryota, Fungi, Ascomycota, Sordariomycetes, Hypocreales, Nectriaceae. The coding region runs from base 1 to 921 and encodes 306 amino acids.
AUGCUCGUUCUUAUAGCUGGCGCAACCGGAAACCUCGGCCAAAAACUCAUUGAUAGCCUUCACUCUCAUGGUCAUCAAGUCCGCGCCCUCGGUCGCAACCCGUCCAAACUCGAGCCCUCUCGCCGAGAGAAACUGGAAAGCUUCGUUCAAAGUGAGGCUUACUAUGACAUUCCGGCUCUAGAUCGUGCCUGCAAGGGCGUCGAAGUGGUUAUUUGCGCGUACCAGGGUAUCCCUCAAUUGCAGCUUGAAGGCCAGCUCCUCCUCCUACGUGCCGCUGAACGAGCUGGUGUCAAGACAUACGUUGCCCACUGCUGGAGUUAUGACUGGAGGAACAUGAAACUUGGUGUUCAAGAAAGUUAUGAUCCAUUCAUAUCUUUCAGAAAUCACGUGGACUUGUCUUCGAACCUGAAGCCGAUUUACAUCUUCACUGGAGUACUGGCUGAGGUACUCUUUUCUGCGCCUGGCCAUGGCCACUUUAGCCCAGCGCACAAUGGUGUCUGGGACCCAGAGAGCAAGACGAUGGAGAUUUGGGGAACAGGCAAAGAGGUCUGGAAUUGGACUACCGAACGAGAUGCUGCAGAGUUCACCACCGCCAUCAUCGAGAAAGAUGAUGCGUCUCAAGGCGGCGACUGGACUGUGUGUUCGGGAAGUAGCACACUCAAGGAGCUAGCCACGAUAUACGGCAAGGUUAGGAACUGCAAAGUGGACAUUCGCAUGAAGGGAACUGUGGAAGAGUUGCGUGAAAGAGCUCUUGAGGCGAGGAGGCAAGGAUCAAGACGGAACUACUGGCCGUAUAUCGGGUGGUUCUAUCAACUACACACCGUUGACGGGACCUGGUCUCUUGGAGAGUUGGACAAUGAGAGACUGGGAGUGAAGACUACAGGGUUUGAUGAGUUUCUGAGGAAAUACCCAACCCUCUAA